CCGUGUCACGUGACUGCUGCGUCUUUAACAGCCUGCCUGGUUUUUCCGGACACACCGGAGCGAGCGGAGGACACGAUGCGCACACUACUGACCUUGUCCAUCACCUUGUUGUUCAGCUCGUUGGUCUGGAGUGGAUAUCUGGAAUAUAACCAAGAUGUCCUGAUACCAGAUGACUGGACUCACGUGGGCCGAGUCGAUCCCUCAGAGGAACUCGAGCUGACCUUUGCCUUGAAGCAGCAACAUGUUGACCUGCUGGAGGAAACACUCAGACUGGUGUCAGACCCUGACUCAGCACAAUAUGGUAAACACCUCACCCUGGAGGAAGUAUCCUCACUCCUGCGGCCGUCUGAGCUGACCCAGAAGGUGGUGCGUCAGUGGCUGCAGAGUCAUGGGAUUACAAACUGCCUCACUGUUCACACUCAGGACUUUUUACAGUGCACCAUGACUGCAGAGGUUGCAGAGACGUUGCUUCCAGGCAGCAAGUUUCACCGUUACACCAGAGACAGCCAGUCUGUAGUGAGGUCUUCAGCUCCGUACUCUGUGCAUGAUGCCGUUCACCAGCACCUGGACUUUGUUGGAGGGCUUCACCGCUUCCCUCCUAAAGUGCAGCAGGAAACCAAAGCUUCUUCCAACCGGAAACAAAAGCAGUCUAAGGCAGGCGUGCACCUUGGAGUGACUCCCGCCAUCUUGAGGGCUCGCUAUAACCUGACAGCAACUGAUGUGGGGAAGGCUCACAACAACAGCCAGGCUGUAGCUCAGUUUUUGGAGCAGUACUUCAGCCCCGCAGACCUCGCUGAGUUCAUGACCUUGUUUGGCAGGAGCUUCCCGCAUCGCUCUCAGGUGGACCGGGUUGUGGGCACUCAGGGAGCAGGGAAGGCCGGUGUGGAGGCCAGUCUGGAUAUAGAGUACAUCAUGAGCACGGGGGCAAACAUCUCCACGUGGUUGUUCACCAAUCCAGGUCGUCACGAAUCCCAGGAGCCGUUUCUCCAGUGGAUGGUUUUGCUCAACAACAUGACGGAUCUGCCGUGGGUUCACACCAUCAGCUACGGAGACGAUGAAGACAGCCUGUCUACCGCGUACAUGAUGCGCAUCAACACAGAGUUCAUGAAGGCCGGGGUCAGGGGAAUCUCUUUGCUGUUUGCUUCUGGUGACAGCGGAGCAGGCUGCAGACAUUUCGGUAAAGGGCAAAACACCUUCAGGCCAAGUUUUCCUGCCUCAAGCCCAUAUGUGACUACAGUUGGAGGAACCUCAUUCAAAAACCCCUUUAAGGUCACAUAUGAAGUUUCAGAUUACAUUAGCGGCGGUGGCUUCAGCAACAUCUUCAAGAUGCCUGACUACCAGGUCAGUGCAGUGAAUGCAUAUCUGAAGACUGUGGCAGCAACCCUCCCUCCUCAGUCGUACUACAAUACCAGCGGCAGAGCCUACCCAGACAUGGCAGCCCUAUCUCAUAAUUACUGGGUUGUCGUCAACAGAAUACCCACCCCCUGGAUAUCCGGGACCUCGGCGUCAACUCCUGUGGUCGGAGGCAUGCUGUCUCUCAUCAAUGAUCAGCGGCUGCUAAAGGGCCUGCCUGCACUGGGCUUCCUCAACCCUCGCCUCUACAAGCUCAAAGGACAGGCACUGUUUGAUGUGACCGAAGGCUGCCAUCUAGGCUGUCUGGAUGAGCAGGUUCAAGGUGAAGGUUUCUGCGCUGCCCCGUCGUGGGACCCAGUUACAGGCUGGGGGACACCAAACUACCCUGCACUGUUGGCUGUCUUGCUAGCUGAGUGAAAAAAAAGCUGCAGUUGAUUUUAAAACUGGGGCAAAUCAGGGCGGUCUCUGCUCUGAGAGCAGGUACUUAUACACUCAUUCGAACUCUUGAUCCAGGUGCCUGAUACCAAAGGCUGGCAGGCCUACACUAGAUUCAUGCCUUGUUUUAUCCGGUUAAUUUGAAGUUGUAAGUCUGUUUAUCCAGUAUUCAGCGAUUGUUUUAUGUCAUCAUCACUUUUUUCUUUUUAAGGAUGUGUUUUUAUCAGUAUCAUUUUAUUUUCUCCAAAAGGCUUUAAACUGUUUCCUCAGAUAUUUUUAGGUCGGGGAUAGGGGUGGUUUGGGAUUUUCAAGGUUACACUGCAGUUGCCUGUUUCUGCUGUUCACUGCAUAUUUACUGCCCCAGAUUUCUCUGAAUCUCUCACACAAACUUACAGGUAGACGCAGAGCAAUAGUAAAUGUGGGUAAACUGUUUGCUAUGCAUUAAUAACAUAAACAUACUAAAAUACACACCAAUCACCUCUUAGAUGUGCACAUAUCUGAACAUUUGUUUCAUAUGAAUAUUGUCUAAUAUUUUCAAUAUAAAUCAGAAAUCCAUAUACAAGUUGCAAUAAUUUCAUCAGAUCACAAAGCAUGUAAUCGGACACAGGUUUAGUUUGUAGUUAGACUGAGGUGUGUGUCCAUCAUAAUCUUCAGGGAUGAGUCGGUACACGUCAUCUUUUCAUUCUAUAACAAAUAUUUGCAUGCAAUUUUUAAAACUGUGGCUCAUUGAUUUAUUUUAUUUUUUUUGUAGUAAAACGGGAACAAACGUCACAUGGUUUAAGAUCAAACAGGACAGUUACUUUGGUUUCGCCAUUCUGUUCUGCGGCUAUGAACUAACCAAAUGCACUGUAAUAUGUGGGUUAAAAGUGAUUCAGCUCUUCUACCCACCAGCAUUGUUGCACUUGUUUUUAAUACUCUGACCAUGUAAAUCCUCCAAUCAGAUCUAUUUAAUGUGAGAAAGGUUGUCUGUGCUGUGGUGUUGUUUUUAACUGUAUUAAAGCUGGAUUUUUACUUGGUAAUGUGAGUUUGAUUGUUCAAGAGUGUGAAAGCUGUUUUUGGAAAUGUUACCACAUGUGAAAAGAGUGAAGUGUUGUUCAGGACAAAAUUGAAUGGAAAGUAAAAAGAAAAAAAAUAUAUUAAAUCAAAACUGCCAAAACA
Molecule: messenger RNA, 2946 nt
Organism: Larimichthys crocea (large yellow croaker)
Lineage: Eukaryota; Metazoa; Chordata; Actinopteri; Sciaenidae
Gene: tpp1
Product: tripeptidyl peptidase I
Exons: 13
Coding region: 76-1770 (564 amino acids)
Biological process (GO): central nervous system development; proteolysis
Molecular function (GO): tripeptidyl-peptidase activity; serine-type endopeptidase activity
Source: RefSeq, a predicted model, not a curated record